UUACAUUUGACACGUUGCUCACAAUGCAAAUCUUCGACUGCAAGUAGUCAAGCAAACAGUCUCGCAUGUUGACAAGUUUUUUGUGGCUUUUUUCUUUCAAAGCAAAGCCGAGUACUGUAUGACUCUGCAAUGCGUUUCGAACGUGUACGAUGACACUCUGAUGACGGGUACCGAGGAGCGCACCUCGUCGCCGAUGGACGAUCUCGAGUGGCCGGGUCUCGUGCAGUGGCCGUGGUCAUGGUGGGAGGACUUGGAGGAGAUGAGCAUCGUCUCGAACGCUGCCUUCGUGCUGUGGGCGCUGGCUUCUCCCCUCCUGCUAGUGUUUGUCCUGCCACUCUUCAUCCUGCUCUUUCUCUACCUCUCCACCCUCUUCCUGUACCUAUACGGCAUCAAAAAUAUCGUCCGCAGCUCUCGCUCCGCCGGCAUUUGGAGCAAGGCUCGUCGGAUCCUGGCUUCUCUCUGGGUUAAACACGCGGCCUUCUGGCACGGUUACGAAGUGCACGGUCUGGAGAACGUUCCGGACUCCGGGCCGGCACUCAUUGUGUACUACCACGGAGCCAUCCCCAUCGACUACUACUACCUGCUCUCUUCAAUCAUCCUGAGCAAAGGCAGGCUCUGCUACUCGGUGGCAGAUCACUUCCUCUUCAAGCUACCUGGCUUCAGGUUAUUGCUGGAGGUGUUCAGGGUGAUCCACGGGCCGAGGGAGCAGUGCGUGCGUGUUCUGCGUCGUGGCCACCUCUUGGCCAUUUCCCCCGGCGGUUUGAGGGAGGCGCUUUUCAGCGACAACGCUUACAGAUUGCUGUGGGGCAACCGCAGUGGAUUUGCCCAAGUUGCCAUUGAUGCCAAGGCGCCCAUCAUUCCUGUGUUCACACAAAACCUCCGAGAAGGAUUCAGAACACUUGGAAGCCUGUGUGUGUUCCGCUGGCUGUACGAGCGAUGCCGUCUGCCCGUGGUGCCAAUCUAUGGUGGCUUCCCUGUGAAGUUCCGCACCUACCUCGGAGACCCCAUCCCCUAUGACCCUGGCACCGGUGCAGCUGAACUUGCUGAGAAGACCAAACAGGCAAUGCAGGGCCUGAUUGAAGAGCACCAAGAUAUCCCAGGAAACAUCCUUCUCGCUUUGGCGGAGCGACUGAGCGGAACGCCCAAGGUGGACUAAGGAGUGACUUUGCAAGUAAAACAAUGAAUAAAACGUUUUUAAUGAUCCUUCCAUGUGCCGAUUGAAUUGACGUCAGCGUUGCAACUGCCCCAAAGACUCAACCUGAUCUAGAGGCUUAUCGCUGAGCAGCCACGAGUUUCUCUCUGUCUUAGGAAGCGGGACAAAGUGACGUGAUGGUUCCUCCAUUCGUAAGUCAGCAGGUUAACUCCGUCUUGGCUGAAUGGGGCAAUUGUGCUUAAGCUCUGGGCUCUGUUGAUGUGACGCACGUUAAAAAUAUUGUUGUGGGAUGCCUCCUUUUUUAUACACAAAAUCAUAAUGCGUUGUUGUGGAGCAUCGGUGGGUUAAAGCAUAUAUUGUACAAGCAAAAUCCAAUCUGAUUUUCCACUUAUAAAUAAACGUAUGUUCCAUCCAUUGGAUUUUGGCUUCCACACUUUUCUAUACACAAAAUCAGUAUGCGUUGUUGUGGAGCAUCGGUGGGUUAAAGCAUAUAUUGUACAAGCAAAAUCCAAUCUGAUUUUCCACUUAUAAAUAAACGUAUGUUCCGUCCAUUGGAUUUUGGCUUCCACACUAAUAUUUAUCGAGCAGCGUUUGUUUAAGCAAGCAAACUCUGGACAGGUUUCAACCUUCUGGGCCUCAUCAGCAGUCAGAUAUUUCUUGUCACAGUGUUGCCGGGCACUGUUGUGUGUUUUUCCAAGUGAACAAUGACGAUACAUGAUAGUCAUAAUGAAGACUGUCUUUUUUUCUUUACUAAGACACAUUAAGUGCAAUAAAAAUGCUCUCUGCCAUCAAUAUCUAAUUAUUUGAUAAAAUUGUGUUUUUUUUUAUUUUUGACUCAUGAACAAUUUAGGUUCGUAGCACAGAUUGGAACUUGGGUGUUUGCUGGGUCAUGUAUGUUCGUUGAACUUCUUUCGCACUGUACGUAGUGAACCGUGCUCAUCAUGGUGCUGAGCAAGCUAUUUUUACUUGACACGUGCAUGAAGACACUUUUGAGUGCAAGGCACUCAGAGUGUGGCUGGCUUUCACUGGACCCUUCGGAGAUAAUCAUUAUACUCUCUUACAUCUUCUUGGUUCUUUCGGUAAAGUCACGUAGAAUGGAAACAAUAAAUAAUAAAAAUAAAACA
Messenger RNA from Lethenteron reissneri (Far Eastern brook lamprey), 2277 nucleotides. RefSeq names its product transmembrane protein 68 (gene TMEM68). The record is from RefSeq and is a predicted model, not a curated record. Gene Ontology annotation, cellular component: membrane. Lineage: Eukaryota; Metazoa; Chordata; Hyperoartia; Petromyzontiformes; Petromyzontidae. Gene Ontology annotation, molecular function: acyltransferase activity.